GACCGCCCUCGUUGGCCCAUUUGCGUUCAGUGGACACGGCAUCUCUCUCUCUCCAAAAAGGUCUACACAGCCGGAGCAAUAAAAGUAUAAAGCCCCAACCCAAAGAAGCAGGGAGAUCUUUCUUUAUAGAGCCGAAGAUUAGAGAAUCUGUGCCUGCUCGCCAUGUGUUUGUUCGAUUGCCAAUGACACCGGACCCACUUCACUCAAAAACCAAACAAGCACGACGAAGACGACGACGACAACAACUACAACACUAAACGAUGUUUCUCUCUCUCUCUGUGUCUCUCUCUCUCUCUUUCUCUCUCGCUUUUUAUAGUUGAGUUUUUCUUUUUUUAACUUAACUGCCUAGCUCUUGUCUUGGCCUACUGAAUAAAUAAACUAUCCAAAAGUUUCUGAAAUAAACCCAUCUUUGGAAAUUUUUAUUUGUCUAUAUUAUAUUCGGGGGAGAUAUAUAUUUAUAUUUAUAUUUAUAUAUAUAUAUAUAGAGAGAGAGAGAGAGAGAGAGUGGUGUGAAGGAUAUUUAUUAUAUGCUCGCCGGCGAUGCCGACGCCGGUUAGCGCAGCGAGGCAAUGCUUGACGGAGGAGGCGGCGCGUGCGCUUGAUGACGCGGUGGCGGUGGCGCGUAGGAGGAGUCACGCGCAGACUACGUCGUUGCACGCGGUCUCGGCGCUACUGGGUUUGCCAUCGUCGACUCUCCGGGAGGCAUGCGCACGCGCGCGCUGCAGCGCGUACUCGCCACGGCUUCAGUUCCGAGCACUAGAGCUCUCGGUCGGAGUCUCACUUGACCGGUUGCCAUCGUCGUCCCGGUCCCUGGACGAGCCGCCGGUGUCGAACUCACUCAUGGCCGCGAUCAAGCGGUCCCAGGCCAACCAGAGGCGCCACCCGGAGAGCUUUCACUUGCACCAUCAAAUCCUUCAGAACAACCCACAGCAAACGACUUCGCUUUUGAAGGUCGAGCUCAAGCACUUCAUUCUCUCCAUUCUUGACGACCCGAUCGUGAGUCGAGUAUUAGGGGAAGCGGGUUUUCGGAGCUGCGAUAUCAAGCUGGCGAUUAUCCACCCGCCUAUGGUGUCUCGGUUCCCCCGGAACCGAUGCCCCCCCGUUUUCCUCUGUAACUUGACGGACUCGGACCCGUUACGACGCAGUUUCGGAUUGGAGGUCUCCGGGGACGAGAAUUCUCGAAGAAUCGCCCAGGUUUUGCUCAGAAAGAGUGGGAAGAACCCCGUGCUAGUCGGAGUCUAUGCAGUCGAUGCGCUUCGGAGCUUCGUAGAGUGUGUGAACAAAGGUGGAGGCAGUGCUCUGCCUAAUGAACUCUCUGGGCUCAGCGUAAUCUGCGUAGAGAGUGAGAUUUCAGAGUUUGUUAAGGGCAGUGGGAGCGAGGAGAAGAUGGGGUUGAGGUUUAAGGAGCUGGGUGAGCAAUGCUUGGGGCCUGGGAUUGUGGUGAGCUUGGGGGACUUGAAGGCGUUGAGCGAAGACGGUGCGUUUGGUGAGGCUGUGAGCUUUGUGGUCUCGCAGUUGACGAGGUUGGUGGAGCUUCACGGUGAGAAAUUGUGGUUGAUGGGUGCGGCGGGGACGGACGAGACUUAUUUGAAGCUUUUGGGUCGGUUUCCGAGUAUAGAGAAGGACUGGGAUUUGCAUCCUUUGACCAUCACUUCUUCGAAGCCUUCCAGUGAUGGGUUUUGCUCUAAGUCCAGCUUGCUGGGUUCCUUUGUUCCAUUGGGUGGGUUCUUUUCAACACCAUCAGAUUUCAAAUAUCCAUUUAGUAGCACAAGGCAACCAUUUAGUCGUUGUAAACUUUGCACUGAAAAGUAUGAGCAAGAUGUUGCUGUUAUUCAGAAGGGAGGAUCAACUAUUUCUGUCGCUGAUCAGCAUUCAGAAAGCAUUCCUUCGUGGUUACGAAUGGCUGAACUUGACACAGGCGAGGGAGUGAAUGUGGCAAAGACCAAAGAUGAUGAAACAAUGUUGAAUGCCAAAAUUUUGGGGCUGCAAAAGAAAUGGAACGAUAUCUGCCAACAUCUCCAUCAAGUACAACAGUUUCCUAAAUUAGAUAUUUCCCAUGCCUGGUCCCAAGUUCCAUCUGCGGAGGGCUUUCCUUUUGGAUCUGCGCAUACAUCUCCAAAUGGAAGCCAAUGUGCAGAUCCAAGCCAUCGUACACCCACCGACUUGAAAAAACCUGUCCCAUUAAAUCAGAACAUACAACUACCAGUGGAUUCUGAUGCCGAAAAUGCUAAUAUUCAAUCUAAGCUAUUAGGAAAAGUUUCAAGGAGUCGGCAAAUUGAGAUGGAGCACCCCUGGCUUUCUACAAACUCUAUGCCCAAUGUGAGUCCGCCCCCUGACCACACAUCAUCUUCAUCUGUAACUUCUGUUACCACAGAUUUGGGGCUGGGAACACUAUAUGCAUCUACCAGUCAGGAGCCAGACAGUCCAAAAUUACCAGGUCGCAAAGAGUGUCUUCAGCACUUUUCAGGUUCCAUUUCGAAUGAGGUUGAUGCAGUGAGUGAAAAUACUUCACGCCGUAUUGCCCAUUCCUCUUCCUGCUCUGGUGCUAAUAUGGGAGGGCAGUCUGAUCCAAGAGAUUUUAAGUCCCUUAGGAGAUUUCUCACAGAAAAGGUUUGUUGGCAAGAUGAAGCCAUAUGUUCUAUUAGUGAAGUUGUAUCCUGCUGCAGAUCUGGUAAUGGAAGGCGUGGUGGCUCAAGUCUCAAAGGACACAUUUGGCUUACUUUCCUUGGACCUGACAAAGUUGGAAAGAGGAGAAUUGCUUCAGCACUAGCUGAGAUAAUGUUUGGCAGCCUGAUCUGUGCGGAUUUUGGCUCCCAAGACAGGGUCUGCCAAUCAAACUCAAUGUUUGGACACCAAGAACUUGACGGUUAUGAUGUGAAGUUUAGAGCAAAGACUGUUGUUGAUUACAUCGCUGGGGAGUUGAGCAAGAAGCCCCAUUCAGUUGUCUUCCUUCAAAACGUAGAUAAGGCUGAUCCUUUGGCCCAAACUAGGUUAUCCCAGGCCAUUAAGACCGGUAAAUUGGCAGACUCACAUGGGAGAGAAAUCAGCAUCAACAAUACGAUCUUUGUGAUAACCUCAACUAUCACGAAGGGCAACAGAACUGUCCUUCCUAGUAAGGAACCUGUGGAAUUUUCUGAGGAAAGAAUACUCAAAGCCAAAAGAUAUCAAAUGCAGAUACUAAUUGAACGUGUUACUGGGGAUGGCAGCAGAAGCAAUGGCAUGAAUGUCAGAGUAACAAUUAAAAAUGGAACACCAAAUGCUGGCUCUGUAAAUAAAAGGAAGCUGAUUGAGACCUGUGACUCUGAGGGGGAUAUGGAAACCUUUUGGGCACAGAAACGAGCGCAAAAGGUGUCCAGAUCCUAUUUGGAUUUGAAUCUGCCUGUAGAGGAGGAGGAGGUGGAGGAGAACAUCAAUUAUGGAGACUGUGACAGUGACUCCAUCUCCGAAAACUCGGAAGCUUGGUUGGAAGAGUUGUUUGAUCAAGUAGACGAAAAAGUGGUCUUUAAACCAUUUGAUUUUGAUGCACAUGCUGGAAAAAUAAUGAAAGAUAUUAGCCUCCAAUUUCAGAGGACAUUUGGAUCAGAGGUUAUGCUGGAGAUUGAUUACAAAGUUAUGGUGCAAAUACUUGCAGCUGCUUGGUUAUCAGAGAAGAAUAGAACAGUGGAGGAAUGGGUUGAACAGGUCCUCUGCAGGAGCUUUGCCGAAGCCCAGCAGAAGUACCACCCCUCUGCUCAGUCUGUUGUUAAACUAGUCACUUGUGAAGGCUCUUUUCUGGAAGACCACUCUUCAGGAGUGUGCCUUCCUGCUAGAAUUAAUUUAAAAUAAUUUUUUUGCUCUCUUCCUGUAAGUAUAUGUAUACUGUAGCUUUUAGCAUAUAGCUUUUGGCAUUUGAAAGUGGGCCUUGUUUGGCAAUCCAAGUAAAUUUUUUGUGCAACCAUUGUGUUGUAUUCUAUCAUGUAUGGCAGAAUGUAUAAUUUUCUACUUGUUCUACAAACAA
Messenger RNA from Corylus avellana, 3997 nucleotides. RefSeq names its product Double Clp-N motif-containing P-loop nucleoside triphosphate hydrolases superfamily protein. Gene Ontology annotation, molecular function: ATP binding; ATP hydrolysis activity. The record is from RefSeq and is a predicted model, not a curated record. NCBI's taxonomy places the organism in Eukaryota, Viridiplantae, Streptophyta, Magnoliopsida, Fagales, Betulaceae.